This is a messenger RNA of Angiostrongylus costaricensis, 1176 nucleotides long. The record is from the annotation of a GenBank genome assembly. Lineage: Eukaryota; Metazoa; Nematoda; Chromadorea; Rhabditida; Metastrongylidae.
AUGCAUGUUUUGCUAUCUUCUCCUCCUGACAAACAUACUGAUGAGCAGCAUCGUCGACAAGAAUUCAAAGUGAAUAACGACUUCAGAGAGUCUCCAGUGAGAGAGGAUGGGUCAGAGACAUACGCUGCUAAUCACCUCGUGGGAGCCGUCUCAAAGACAAUUGAAUUCAAUAACUGCCAGGCGAGACAUGCAAUCAGAGCCGAAGCCGACGAAGAAGAAGCCGUCUGUCAACGGCAGAAACAGAAACCGUCCGUCCGUCCCGCUGGAUCUCCUCCAGCACUGCAACGAUCGAUAGCGUCGGCUCAUCGUCAAAUCCCUGAGGAUCAACUUGGUGAGCAGGGUCUUCAUCUUAUACAUGACGAGCGGAAGAGCCAAGACCAUCGCAAAGCAAAAGACCGCCAGCGAGCAUUUCGACAUCUUCGUGCUGCUGUGCUUUUUUCGUCAACUGUCGACUACGACGGUAACGACGAUAAGGCGGUCGACUUUCAUCGCCCUAUGGUGAUGAAUGCAACCGCGUUCCAUUUGCGUAGUGUUCGGUUACGCGGUGACGCGUCGCGGCGCGCGGCGGCUUUGAUAUGCGGCGUGACGCACGCCGCUGAUUGCACAGGUGCACUAAUGAUAGCGGACUUAAUUGAGAUAAUUACCGUCGUGGGCAUCGCUCAAAGUGUGUCCAAUCUGAAGGUAGCGUUUGCUGUUCGGGCAAAUGCCACCUAUGACGGAACUCUCGAGGACGAGUCACCGAUUCAGAGAAAGACCAUAUCAUUCAAGAAGGGCGACUUUUUGCACAUCUACAAACGCUACACAUUCGAUUGGUGGAUUGGACGAGUUGUCGCGGCGAAUACGACGAUCGGCUUCAUCCCAACUGCACGACGCCUCGCUCGGCUCAUUGAACAACAUGAAGAGGAGCCAGCUCUGCUGCCUGAUAGGAACACCCUGCUUGGUGGAAAUCCUAGGGAGCCAAAUUCCGAACUGCCAAUGGACUUUCUAUGCGACCUGGUUGUGAUCGGUGUUGGUAGUAAUCUUGGUAUCGUCUGGCCUGAUCGUGUGAAACAGUCGGUGAUUUGGGAGUACCCGAAUCCGUACACUGUUGUACCGUCGACGCGACCGAUCGUCCUUUUAGGUCCGUGCUACCAGUCGUCACGGCUUACACAGCUCAUGCACGCAGCUGUCAGGUAG